Messenger RNA from Papaver somniferum (opium poppy), 1631 nucleotides. Its product is annotated as putative F-box/LRR-repeat protein 23. The record is from RefSeq and is a predicted model, not a curated record. Bases 160 to 1143 code for a protein of 327 amino acids. The transcript is spliced from 2 exons. Gene Ontology annotation, molecular function: protein binding. Lineage: Eukaryota; Viridiplantae; Streptophyta; Magnoliopsida; Ranunculales; Papaveraceae.
GAAUCCAUUUACUUGAAAAAACCACAGAUCUAAGACCUCAGCUCCAUUUUCACAGCAUUUUUCGUAACAGAUCCCGAUAGAAUUAUCUAAUUUCAAUUUAUUUUUUCUCUUUUGUGAUUUUUCUAACUAGGGUGAGGGGAAUUCUUGCGUUUGUGGACGAUGCCUCCUAAUAAAAAAAUUCAUCAAAAAAAGAAGAAGAAGAAGCUAGUAAUCACGGACAAUCAAACUCCCAUUUCAUCAGAAGAAAUCAGAAAUUGGGCUGAAUUGCCUCCAGAUGUUCUCUCUCUUAUAUUUCUCAAAUUAGGCGCAAUUGACAUCUUACUUAGGGCUCAGCCAGUAUGUUCAACCUGGAGAAAAGCAUCCAAAGAACCUUCGCUGUUUCGUUCAAUAGAUACGAGGAAUACUUGGGAUUCGUUCAAGGUGAGCUUGUAUGAUACGAGGAUUGGAUGGGCUUUGUUUCAGAAUAACAUGUAUGAUAUUGAAACGCUGGUGAAGAAAGCUGUGGAUAGGAGCUGUGGCCAGUUGGUUGAGUUCUCUUUGGAACGCUUUUGUAGCGAUGAGCUUUUAGCUUAUAUUGCUGAUCAGUCUGGUUCCUUACGAUGUCUUCGGCUUGUAUCUUGCUAUCAAGUUGGCGAUGAUGCAUUGAUUAAUGUGGCCAAGAAAGCUGUCCUGCUGGAGGAACUUGAAAUAUGCCACUGUUCGUUCUCUGGGGAUGUGCCUGAUAUGCUUGAAACAAUUGGGAAAUUAUGCUGGCAGCUAAAAUCAUUCCGGCUCAACUGUCGAGGCUACAGGCUGCCACACAGAGAUUGUGAUGAUGAGGCACUAGUCAUUGCAGCAAACAUGCCUCAGCUGCAUCAUAUUCAUCUUUUCGGGAAUAAAUUGACCAAUGUGGGGUUGGGGGCCAUUCCCAAUGGCUGCCUGCAUCUUGAAUCUCUUGACCUCCGUCAAUGCUUCAACCUUAAUCUAGAAGGGGUUCUACUGAAAAGCUGCAAAGAGAGGCUUAUAAAACUAAGGCUCCCAAAUGACCCCACAGAGGACUAUGAGUUUAAUGCUGUAAAUGUGGAUGGUGAUGAUGAUUACGAAUCAUUUUAUCGCUACAGAGUCGUAGAUUUAGGUGAUGGGAAUUACUGCGGCUUCGAUUAGUUCCGAAGAGUAUCAAAUACUAUCUUUUGAGUUUUAAUCAAUGACCGAGUCCAUUGUUGUCCUCUGAAUGUGAUAAUCUUUGGAUAAAUCAGAAGUCGUAGCAGCCGAAUCAAAUUGAGUAUGCUCUAAAAAUCAGUGGCGGGAUGUUCUGGGCUAAGUAAGUGGGCUGAGUAUUGUUCUUAAACCGCGUCAAAUUAAGGAGGAGGUGAAGUUUGGAUUUUAAGUUCUUAAACAAGGAAACGACGUGUUUCCUACUUCCAGACUCCAGUGUGAAAGUCAGAUAGCUACGAAAGCUAUAUAAACAGGAGCAAACGCAUAUAAGAGGGGGAGGCCAAAGAAUGAGAGCUAGGGGUUUCGUAUUGGUCAUUUUUCCUUUUCUCUUUAACAUUUUCUUAGGUUUUAGCAUGCCUAUGGAUUGCUUGUUUUCUUGUCAGGGUGACAGAUGAAAAUGCAGACCUUAACUCAUAUUCAUAUUGGAAAAGUCUAUA